AGAGACGAGGGGACGCGUGUGCUCGAUCACAUUUGAUUAUUGGCUACGUCAACGCCCUCCCUCUCGCUCGAAAUGGGAGAACUCGGAAUGGUGACGCUCUGCAUUCGCACAACUCCCCUCCAUCCCCAAUCUUCCCACGCCCCAGCAAAGACCGCCAGCCGCCUUCUCCCUCCCACGCAGCAAUGGCAGACAACGAAGCACCCUCACCCACAGACCCGCUACUGGGCCGCGCUCAAGACACUCACCCAGCCACCACCACCGAAAAUAGGAGGAACAAGCAUAGGAAGAUCAUCGCAAUCACUUUUGCAUCCGCUUUUGUUUUGUUGCUGGUUGCGACCGUGGGGGGGAUUUGGGUUGCGAAGAGGAAGGGGAGGAAUGGGGGAUCAGGCAAACGCAAUGUGAUUUUGAUGGUCUCUGAUGGAUUUGGACCUGCAUCCGAGACGCUCGCGCGACAGUACUACCAGUACACGGAGAAUGUGCCGUUCGACACAAAAUUGCCCCUCGACACCAUCCUAGUGGGCUCUUCCCGCACGCAGAGCUCGGACAGCUUUGUGACCGAUUCGGCCGCUGGUGCCACGGCAUUCGCUUGUGGGAUCAAGACUUACAACGGUGCCAUCGCUGUGAACACUGAGCAGAAGCCAUGUGGAACCGUCCUUGAGGCGGCAAAGGAGCAGGGAUACUUGACUGGGAUGGUUGUCACCUCUCGUAUCACACAUGCCACGCCGGCUUGCUUUGCGUCGCAUUCUGACAGCAGGAAUCUUGAGGACGACAUCGCCCUCGACGAGAUCGGCAACUACACCCUCGGUCGCCGCGCCGACCUUAUGUUCGGCGGCGGCUCCUGCUUCUUCCGCCCCAAACUCGACACCCGCUCCUGCCGCGCCGACUCCAUCGACGCCUUCGCCAUCGCCCGCGACAUCGGCUGGCACGUUGGCGCCCAAGAUCGCACCCUCUUCGACGCCCUCGACCCAACCUCCAUCCCUUUGCCUUACCUCAACCUCUUUGCCGACGACCACAUGGCCUACGAAAUCGACCGCGAUCACACCCUCGAACCCUCCCUCAAGGAAAUGGCCGAAAAGGCUCUCGAUAUCCUCACCUAUGCAUCCAAGGACACUAAGGGCUUCUUCCUCAUGAUCGAAGGCAGCCGGAUCGAUAUGGCCGCCCAUAACAACGACCCCGCCGCGCAUAUACAUGAGAUACUGGCCUACCAGGAGACGAUCAAGACGGUGAAGAAGUAUGUCGCGGAACACCCGGAUACGGUUAUGAUCUCGGUGUCGGAUCAUGAGACGGGUGGAUUGUCGGUGGGCAGGCAGUUGGACCCGCAUCAGUAUCCGGUUUAUGAUUGGAACCCGAAGGCGCUUGUUGGGGCGAAGAAGUCUAUCGAAGUUCUAACACCCCAAAUCGCAUCCUUCCCCGAACGCAAACUCCCCCUCCGCCGCAUCUGGGUCAACAACACGAUUCUGGCCAACACGCUCGGCGUGCAUGACGCGACAUUGGAAGAGAUUGAUAGCUUGGCGGUGAGGGGGACGGCCGAGGUGGAUAUUUUGAUGAGCUUGGGCGAGAUUUUGAGCAGGAGGGCUGGGUUGGGGUGGGCAACGCAUGGUCACUCUGCCGUUGAUGUCAACCUGUAUGCAUACGGCCUCAACGCCGACCAACUCCGUGGCAACCACGAAAACACCGAGAUCGGCAAAUUCAUCAUCAGGCAGUUGGAGUUGGAUGUUGAAAAGAUCACUGCCAAACUCAACAGACGCCAAGAAGCGAUCCACGGCCACGAAGAAGGAGUUUGAUGUGAAACACUAUCAUCAUGGAGAGUCGUUGUAGAAACCACCUUCCCCUCGUAUCUUAUGAGACGCGUACUGUACAUCCCGCAUUCACCCCCCCUUUUCCAAUCUCAUUUUUCGUUUAGCUGUUACCACACCUUCC
This is a messenger RNA of Fimicolochytrium jonesii, 1920 nucleotides long. Its product is annotated as alkaline phosphatase. Gene Ontology annotation, molecular function: alkaline phosphatase activity. The transcript has 10 exons. Lineage: Eukaryota; Fungi; Chytridiomycota; Chytridiomycetes; Spizellomycetales; Powellomycetaceae. Gene Ontology annotation, biological process: dephosphorylation. The record is from RefSeq and is a predicted model, not a curated record. Gene Ontology annotation, cellular component: fungal-type vacuole membrane. The coding region runs from base 183 to 1784 and encodes 533 amino acids.